This is a messenger RNA of Rhodotorula toruloides NP11, 1494 nucleotides long. Its product is annotated as proteasomal ATPase-associated factor 1. Lineage: Eukaryota; Fungi; Basidiomycota; Microbotryomycetes; Sporidiobolales; Sporidiobolaceae. Gene Ontology annotation, molecular function: protein binding. The coding region runs from base 1 to 1494 and encodes 497 amino acids. The transcript has 4 exons. The record is from RefSeq and is a predicted model, not a curated record.
AUGUCAGCACCAGCCAAGGUCCAGUCCUUGCCAUACAUUGCUCUGCAGCCCUCGCUGCCGCACGUCAUCGCCGACAUCACUCACCCACGCUCGACUGUCGCCGCCGAGAACGCCUGGGUUUCCGCUUACCGCCUUCCUUCAAUCCCUCCGGACGAGGCCGCGAAGGCGAAGGAGGGGAGUGUAAAUGGUCGGAUUAGGGUCAGCGAGGCGGACGAGCCUGGCGAAGUCGAAGUCGAGGGUCGGGACGGCGUUGAGGUCGAGAUGAAGUCAAAGAGCGAGUUCACGAUCGCCUGCCCGAAACUCGACAUCCCGCCGACACCUGUCCUCCUCCCUACUCCUUCGCUCAACGCCGACUCGACCGCUUCCACUUCCGCCAACUCGGGAUCGCAAGAAGCGCCCGCUCCUUCUCUCCUCCGUCUGCCGGCCCGCGGCGGAAUCGAAUCCUUCGCAUUGAGCGGGGACGAGCGAAGGGUGAUCGUCGCCGGACGGGAUGGCCAGGCGAGGGCUGUCGAGGUUGUGCGAUUCGAGGAAGGCGCGAGCACGAGAGGGAAGAGGCUGGGCAAGGGGAAGGAGACGGCGUUGAGAGGACAUGUUGGUGACUUGACGGCGGCAGAAUUCUUCCCGUCGAAUGAGGUGGCCUUGACUGCAAGCAGCGACAUGACCUUACGGGUGUUCUCGGCGACGGACGGCUCGUCACCGCGCGUGCUUAAAGGUCACACAAAACGCGUCACCGGCCUCGCCAUCCUGCGCUCCGCCUCACUAGGCGGUCCUCACAAGGGUCGCGAAGUCAUCUCUUCAUCCCUUGACGGGACGAUCAAGCUCUGGGAUGUACCGACUGCGACGGCUACCACGACGUGGACGCUCUCGCAGCCCGUAAGCACGAUGAGCGUGGUCCAGAUUGGCGAUGAGGAUGCGCAGGAUGUCAGGCGUGGCAAGUUCGUUCUGGCGGCGCACUCGGACGGCUCGAUUUCUUUCUUCUCCCUCGCCUCUCAGCCUGUCUCCGGUAUCCACCCCGCUACGACGGUCUUCCGCGCCUCGUCCACCUCGGCGAUCGACGCCCUCUCCACGCUUUCCUUCCACUGUUCUGACACACUCGUGGUCGCCGUUGGCUUCCGAAACGGCACCGUCUCCGUCUUCUCCGUACCGCUAUCCUCACUAGCACACGUCGCUGAGCCGAGGCAACCUAUCAGUACAUGGCGACGAACGGAGGGCAGCCAGAUCCACAGCCUUCGCCUCAGUCAGCGACGUGCGACGUCGCACUCACCUUCACCAGACGACGGGCUCAGCAUCCUUGUCGCAUCCUCAGACGGCAUGGCGUACCGAGCGAAACUCUCUCUGCAGGACGGUGCAGUCGAGGUGGCAGAGGAGUUUGUCGGGCCUGAUUGUGAGCCGGUCACGGGUAUCUGCGAGGACACGGCGGGGAGGGUGUGGAUCUCGGCGGGUGGCGCACAUGGCGGCUUGCGAGUGUAUGAGCGGGCAGCAGCGGGAGUGUAG